Messenger RNA from Trichobilharzia szidati, 1098 nucleotides. NCBI's taxonomy places the organism in Eukaryota, Metazoa, Platyhelminthes, Trematoda, Strigeidida, Schistosomatidae. The record is from the annotation of a GenBank genome assembly.
UCUAAAAUGAAAUUCUGAUUAGUAAUCAAUAACUCAUAACUUGUCAUCCUGCUUGUACGACAUGUCACGAAAUUUGCCACAUUAUCUCGUAAUUAUUUGGUUGCGGGCAGAUAUACUGCCUGAUAAUUCGUACAGACUGGGUGAAUAUUGAUCGAAAAUAAGUUGUUUGAUGAGUUACGCUCACAUUUAUUCUACAGGCUUUAUCUGAUUGGUCACUUUUAAAGUGAAUCGUAUUCACUUACUUUUAAAGCUAUUUUGACUUCCACUUAGUCAUUUUUAAUUUUAAUUGUUGGUGGAGUAACGAGUUUGGGCAUAAUGAACAUCCUAAAUAUGCUCUUAUUUGUUUCUAUUGGAAUCAUCUACACUACACGAUUCAGCGAGACAGCUAUCGCAUCUAAUGCCAGGUCAUACAACCCAUGGAGUGCCGGUAGUAUAUUACCAGUAUCCUAUCCAGAUUCAGAAAUUCAACAGUAUUCGCCGACUGGGCAAAAUCAACAGACUGUCUUCCCCUUAACUUCUCAAACUGACCUCAUAGACCAGUAUUCACUCUUGCGACUCAGUCUGCCGGUACAACAAUUAUUCCUACAGUCCCUCAUGAAUCCUAAUUUUUACAACCAACAACAACAGCCGUUUAUGUUUAACCCACCAACUCUGCCUAGUCAAACAACCAUUCUAUAUCCUGAUGACCAGAAACUCCCAUCAGCUGCAUUAAGUGGUGUCUCAGAAGAUGAAAUCGAAAUCCCACCUGGAAUAAAUGUACUAAAUCCUCAGUACUCAGACGCAUCUAUCGUUGGUGGCCCCGACGAUGGGGUUAUUGGCAUUGAUGGUGGUAUUGUCGGAAGCCCACAAGAUAUCGCAGUAGUCGAAAGUGCAGGUCAGAUGCUAAAAACUGGUGACACACCACAGACUGAAUACGCAUAUCCUGGUACGGUCCCCGUGAAUCCAAGACUAUACAGUUCACUCACGAACACUUUCCAAUACCCGUUUCAAAGUAUGCCUUUUGCUGAAGAUCAAUACGGCCAACCGCCAUACCGCCAGGUAUCUAGAAAAACUAUCCCUUCACAAUAUUCAGAUAUAUUUAUAACCAACAAUAUGUAA